AUGGAACCUACACGGAGUUUUUCUAGAACUGGUCGAUCAUCCUCCAUUUCAGACUACGCCGAUAAUGAGUCAAAGAUCAUUGAACAGACAUUUUUGUGUCCUCUUGAUAACAGGAAUUUAAGUCAAAGGGUUCAUUGCAUCGAAAUUCCCAAAAUUCGACCACGAAAGUGCCUUAGCCCUGAUACUAAUCAGUCGGGGAAUGCUGUAUCUCUUGUACUGCCUUGCAUACCUGAGCCACAAAAGCGUUCAAGGCGAACCCAUUUUUUAUCCACUACUUUGCUUGAAAAUACAAAUGAUAACCAAAAACAUUCUAAAUCAAAAUUGACGCCAAUCAAAAGAGAAUCGGUGUUUGACAGACUUUAUAGAGAGGGCGGUCGACAGAAAAACUCAAUGCGGAUAGAAGCAGUAGAAAAUCCUAUUAAAAACCACUGGGAACACAGGUUGCUCUCACCUCCACAGUCGUUUUUACACACUACGCGAUCAAACCUGACCUAUUCACUACCCAAGAAACGCCCAUUAGAUGCGCAUAGUAUUAUGGUCUCUCCAGUACACCCUCCUCAUCCCGUAGGAAUACCACCUCCUUCUCUUAGUAAGUCUCAUAUUGAAUGGCGGUCUGCUUCGCCACAGCCGCGGCCGCGUACAGAGAGUGCGGCGUCCGCUUCGGCCUUCUUCACACUAAUGAUAAGAAGAAGCAGGGAAGAGUCGGAAAAGGUACCUAUUACCGUAAAUAAAAUACAACAGCCUCUUACUUGUAGAGAAGACGCGAAAGAAUGGGACAAUAUUAGCGCUAAACCAUGCCAGUUAGAUGAUAAAGAUACCAUAAAUGAAAGUCUGAAUGAGCUGAUUUUGCAGUUGAUUGAAGAGCAGCCAAGCGCACCUAUCAAUGCCUUUGUGAGCGAGAACGUGGUUUCCUGGAAAUCUCUUACGGCCUUGUUUGCUGAAGAAACUCAUACUUCAGCAAAUAUUAAACAAGUGCAGGGAUUAAUUGAUAAACUUCUACCCGAUUACACAAGCAAGUGGGAAGAACAUAGCGAGCCUCAUGCAAAAUCGACAGAAGUAUAUCGUUCAAUGAAACCGAUGCAUCAAAAACUCCCGUAUAAAGAAUUUGAGUCGGUCGUAAUAUUCGAUCCGGCUUGCGCAAAUGCCAUUCUCAGAGAACACGAUACCGAUUAUUCCUCCUCUCCAAAUCUCACGACAGUGGCUGAUAAAGUGAUCGACUCUGCUUGCCAGGAGGUCUCCUCACAUUCCGACCUACAACUCACCUCUUCUCCAUCACCUCAUAAAAUUAAUACCAAUAGUAUAAAUAGGCCUGUUAAAGGCGAUCGCUAUGAUAAGGAAGCCCAUGCAUCUACUCCCCAACCAAAGCAGGAAGAGGUCUCAGUAACCAUGAUGGACAGCGGAAAUGGACUUAAACAAGGCCAAGAUAGUGGUUCGAAAUCAAACCGCCUAGACUGCAUGGAAAAUAAAAUAAUUGUGGCUAACGCAACGUUAAUGAGGUCGUGCAUAGAAGUGAUUGAGCCUUAUGGAGAAAAUAGUCGGUUAAUGGAUUCCACUGAUCUAUUGGCAAUUCCUCCUCUAUCAAACAAUUCCUCAACAGAACGAAGAAGCGAAAGCGGAGAACAAGAUUCUUUCAUCGAUGAAUCACUCGUUUCACUAAAUAGUGCUAGUGAGUAUUUUUUUCAAGAGUAUGUCGAACUUUUGAAACCAAAUAAGGCUCAAACGAAUGAGCUCGUGGAUAGGGAGGAGGAUGGGAAGACACAACGAAGAUUAAUUGAAAAUCAUGCGCCAGCCACGGAAUGUCUUGAUCAAUUGAGUGUACAUCAACUACUGUAUCAAAGAGAAGUGGAGAAUUCUGAGUUUUCAAUGUCUAAGGUAGAGGUUUCUCAAGACCGUUGUUUCGAACAGGCUACUCUUAAUAAAUCAAAUUUUGCGUGUCUAUCUACUGAUCUCGAAAGCUACGAAACUGAGAAAGUGUGCAAAGUCAAAGGAUCACUAAAUCUUUCAGGAUCUACUUUUGCCUCAAAAGUGACCAAUGAAGAAAGACAGUGGUUAAAAGCUGCAUCUAGUAGCAGUUCAUUCAUAGCAGCAGAUGUGAAGCUAAUCGUUACACCAAAGGUAACCGUUUAUACUUUAUAG
Echinococcus granulosus is the source of this 2136-nucleotide messenger RNA. RefSeq lists its product as hypothetical. The transcript is spliced from 2 exons. The coding region runs from base 1 to 2136 and encodes 711 amino acids. The record is from RefSeq and is a predicted model, not a curated record. NCBI's taxonomy places the organism in Eukaryota, Metazoa, Platyhelminthes, Cestoda, Cyclophyllidea, Taeniidae.